Messenger RNA from Linum trigynum, 4634 nucleotides. The record is from the annotation of a GenBank genome assembly. Lineage: Eukaryota; Viridiplantae; Streptophyta; Magnoliopsida; Malpighiales; Linaceae.
CAACAACAGAGAAACGGCCAUCUUUCUCACCUCCCCAAAACCCUUCCUCCAUCCCAUUUCCUCUACACUCCCAUUUUGUUCAACAACCACCUCAGCAUCUCCUGCAGCAGCCGUUCUUGAUUUUGGGUCUGGUUAUUGCUACAUCGCCCCAGAAAUGGAGGGUGGCGACCUGUUCAAAGCAAGGAACAGUCUGCGGCGAGGCGGGUCGGCCUCCGUAUGGAGAAACAAUCCGUCGGAUGUUUUCUCGGCUUCUUCGAGGGAAGAAGACGACGAAGAAGCUUUGAAGUGGGCUGCUCUGGAGAAGCUCCCCACUUACGAUCGGCUCAGGAAAGGCAUACUGGCUAGCGCUUCCAAGACUGAGCUCAGCGAGAUCGAUGUACAAAAUCUCGGCGUCGAGGAAAGGAAAGUUCUCCUCGAUCGGCUGGUUCAGGUUGCUGACCAGGAUAACGAGAAGUUCUUGAUGAAGCUCAAGAACAGAAUUGACAGGGUUGGAGUAGAACUACCUACGAUCGAAGUUCGAUACGAGAAUCUCAACGUUGAAGCAGUAGCUACAGUUGGGAGCAAAUCUCUGCCCACCUUCACCAAUUUCACUAUAGGGAUCUUCACGGGUAUCUUGGACAUGUUCCACCUCCUACCCAACAAAAAGAGACAUCUGACAAUCCUCAACGAUGUAAGUGGAGUCAUCAAGCCCGGCAGAAUGACUCUGCUAUUGGGUCCUCCGAGCUCUGGGAAGACAACACUGUUGCUAUCUUUGGCUGGAAGGCUGGAUCCCAAUCUCAAGGUUUCAGGGAGAGUGACUUACAAUGGUCACGACAUGCAUGAAUUCAUCCCCCAGAAAACUUCAGCUUACAUCAGUCAGCAUGAUCUUCACAUGGGAGAGUUGACUGUUAGGGAAACUUUGGCUUUCGCGGCCAGAGUACAAGGAGUUGGAUCUCUUCAUGAUAUGUUGGCUGAAUUAUCCAGAAGAGAAAAGGCAGCAAAUAUCAAACCUGAUCCUGAUAUUGAUAUCUUCAUGAAGGCUGCUGCAACAGAAGGCCUGGAAAGCAAUGUGGUCACAGACUAUGUUUUAAAGAUCUUAGGGCUGGAAGUUUGUGCAGACACACUUGUGGGUGAUGAAAUGAUCAGAGGUAUCUCUGGAGGACAAAGAAAGCGUGUCACUACAGGUGAAAUGCUUGUUGGACCAGCAAGGGCAUUGUUCAUGGACGAGAUAUCGACCGGUUUGGACAGUUCCACAACGUUCCAGAUUGUGAACUCAUUGAAGCAGCAGAAUCACAUCCUCAAUGGCACUGCAGUCAUUUCCCUCCUCCAGCCUGCUCCCGAGACAUACGACCUCUUUGACGACAUCAUCCUGGUGUCAGAUGGACAGGUUGCGUAUCAAGGCCCUCGAGAAAAUGUGCUCGAGUUCUUUGAGCACAUGGGUUUCAAGUGUCCUGACAGGAAAGGAGUUGCUGAUUUCUUGCAAGAAGUCACAUCAAAGAAGGAUCAGAAGCAGUAUUGGGCUAGAAGGGAUCAGCCUUACCGUUUCAUAACCUCGAAGGAGUUUGCAGAGGCGUUCCAGUCCUUCCAUAUAGGAAGGAAGAUUGGAGAUGAGCUGUCAGUUCCUUAUGACAGAACCAAGAGCCACCCUGCUGCUUUGGCAACCAAAAAGUAUGGAAUAGGAAACAAGGAGUUGCUCAAGGCUAACUUUGCAAGAGAAUUACUACUCAUGAAGAGGAACUCUUUCGUCUAUGUAUUCAAGCUUACUCAGCUUUUCAUCAUGGCAUUGAUGGCUAUGACAGUCUUCUUCCGGACCGAAAUGCAUAGAGACACAAUCCAAGAUGGAGGCAUUUUCGUGGGUGCUCUCUUCUUCACACUUAUUAUGAUCAUGUUUAAUGGAAUGGCUGAGCUUUCCAUGACCAUCGCAAAGCUCCCUGUGUUUUACAAGCAAAGGAAUCUGUUUUUCUACCCACCAUGGAUAUACUCCAUCCCGCCAUGGAUCCUGAAGAUUCCUGUCACCUUCCUUGAAGUUGCUGUUUGGGUCUUCAUGACUUACUAUGUCAUUGGGUUUGAUCCCAACUUUGGAAGGUUGAUUAGGCUUUAUGUUGUGUUGGUGGCAAUCAAUCAAAUGGCAUCUGCUCUUUUCCGAUUCAUUGCCGCAACUGGAAGAAACAUGAUCGUUGCCAACACCUUUGGAUCAUUUGUUCUGCUUCUUCUCUUUGCAUUGAGUGGAUUCAUCCUAUCACGAGAGGAUGUAAAGAAAUGGUGGAUUUGGGCGUAUUGGGCAUCACCCAUGAUGUACGGGCAGAAUGCAAUAGCCGUUAAUGAAUUCCUUGGACACAGUUGGAGCCAUGUUCCAGCAAACUCGACUUCGACAGAAUCACUGGGAAUUCAAGUGUUGAAGUCCCGUGCGUUCUUCACAGAGCCACAUUGGUAUUGGCUAGGAGUAGGAGCAACUGUAGGAUUCCUGUUCCUAUUCAACAUCGUUUUUGCUAUUGCUCUUACUGUCUUGGAUCAAUUCGAGAAGCCUAAGGCGGUCAUACCUGCGGACUCCAUUGAGGCCAACGCUUCAGCAGGAGCUAUUGAGAUGUCACAAAACAGGACUGGUGUAACGGAUGCAUCAGAUGAUGAGACCAAUGGGAGCAAGAAGAAAGGAAUGGUUCUUCCAUUCGAGCCUCACUCCAUCACCUUCGAUGAUGUCAUAUAUUCUGUUGAUAUGCCACAGGAAAUGAAAGCCCAAGGUGUUGCUGAAGAUAAGCUGGUGCUUCUAAAGGGUGUUAGUGGUGCUUUUAGGCCGGGUGUUUUGACAGCAUUGAUGGGAGUUAGUGGUGCUGGUAAAACCACUCUCAUGGAUGUGCUUGCUGGAAGAAAAACCGGUGGCUACAUUGAAGGGAACAUCACCAUUUCUGGGUUCCCCAAGAAGCAAGAAACAUUUGCUAGGAUUUCAGGAUAUUGUGAGCAGAAUGAUAUCCACUCUCCACAAGUUACAGUCUAUGAGUCUGUAGUCUAUUCAGCUUGGUUACGUUUGGCCCAAGAAGUUGAUAAAAAAACGAGAAUGAUGUUUGUUGAAGAAGUGAUGGACCUUGUGGAGUUAAACCCAUUGCGUAACUCUUUGGUGGGACUCCCUGGUGUGAGCGGGUUGACCACUGAGCAACGCAAGAGGCUUACCAUUGCGGUCGAGUUGGUGGCAAAUCCAUCCAUCAUCUUCAUGGAUGAGCCAACCUCAGGGUUGGAUGCUAGAGCUGCUGCCAUUGUCAUGAGAACUGUCAGAAACACCGUGGACACCGGUAGAACUGUUGUAUGCACCAUCCAUCAGCCCAGCAUUGACAUCUUCGAAGCUUUUGAUGAGUUGUUCCUAUUGAAGAGAGGAGGGCAAGAGAUAUACGUGGGUCCAUUGGGACGCCAAUCCGCCCAUUUGGUGAAAUACUUUGAGGAAAUUGAAGGAGUGAGCAAGAUCAAAGACGGUUACAACCCAGCAACUUGGAUGUUAGAGGUGACCACCACAACACAAGAGAUAGCUCUAGGUGUCGAUUUCACCGAUAUUUACAGAAACUCAGACCUCUACAAGAGGAACAAGGCACUCAUCAAGGACCUGAGCAAAGCAGCCCCUGGUGCCAAAGAACUCUACUUCCCAACAAAAUACUCGCAACCAUUCUUGACACAGUGCAUGGCUUGCCUAUGGAAGCAACAUUGGUCCUACUGGCGCAACCCUCCAUACACCGCGGUCAGAUUCUUGUUCACGACCUUCAUAGCCCUCAUGUUCGGUACCAUGUUCUGGGAUCUAGGUGGCAAAACAUCUAGGAACCAAGACCUGUUCAAUGCCAUGGGAGCAAUGUUCUCCGCGGUGUUGUUCCUAGGUGUCCAGAAUGCAUCCUCAGUACAGCCAGUGGUGGCUGUUGAAAGGACCGUGUUCUAUAGGGAGCGAGCAGCAGGAAUGUACUCAGCUCUGCCAUAUGCUUAUGCACAGAUGAUCAUCGAGAUUCCGUACGUCCUAGCUCAGGCAUUGGUCUAUGGAUUGAUCACAUACGCCAUGAUUGGGUUCGAGUGGGAUGUCAAGAAGGUCAUGUGGUAUCUCUUCAUCAUGUACUUCACCCUCCUCUACUUCACCUACUAUGGGAUGAUGAGCGUCGCAAUCACACCGAAUCACCACAUCGCCUCCAUCAUCUCGACUUUCUUCUACUCCAUCUGGAAUCUGUUCGCAGGAUUCAUCAUCCCCAGACCGACAAUUCCAGUGUGGUGGAGGUGGAACUACUGGGCCAACCCGAUCUCGUGGACAUUGUACGGGCUGAUCGUGUCGCAGUAUGGAGAUGUGAGGACGCCGAUGGAAGGAACUGGGGAAGCUGUUGAGGAUUUCUUGCGGAGAUACUUCGGGUUCAAGCAUGAUUUCCUGGGAGUAAUUGCUGCCGUCAUGGUUGGAUUAGUUGCCACCUUUGCUUUCAUCUUUGCCUACUCAAUCAGGUCUUUCAACUUCCAGAGAAGAUAGAUCUGUUUGAAGCCCGUCACCUACAAUUUUUUUGUGCCUAUUUUACAGUAACAUAAGCAAACUAGUGAGUUUGUGUUGAUUCAUUUUAUAAACAUUUGAGCGAGAGAGCCUGAUGCCUGUUAUAUAUGUGCUGCUGUAAAAUUGUUUUGCUAGUCAAUAAGAUUACAAGUUCUUA